CUCUGUCUCUCUCCUCUGCUCUUGUUCUGCUUUUGGCACUCUCUCUCCUCUAAAAACUGGCGAUCGAAGAGAAUCAACAAACUACAGUCAGAGAAAUCAAACUCACGAGCAAAAGAACCAUCAUGAGAGCUGAAGAAGAAAACAACAGGAGGUGGCCUCCAUGGCUUAAACCUCUGCUUCAAGAGAAGUUCUUCGUACAAUGCAAAUUACACGCAGAUUCACACAAGAGUGAGUGUAACAUGUACUGUUUAGACUGUACCAAUGGUCCUCUCUGUUCUCUCUGCCUCUCUUUUCACAAGGAUCAUCACGCCAUUCAGAUUAGGAGAUCAUCGUAUCACGAUGUGAUCAGGGUAUCGGAGAUUCAGAAAGUUCUGGACAUAACAGGAGUUCAGACAUAUGUGAUUAACAGUGCUAAGGUUGUCUUCUUGAAUGAGAGACCUCAGCCUCGACCAGGCAAAGGCGUUGUCAACACCUGCGAAGUCUGCUAUCGGAGCCUCGUCGAUUCCUUCAGAUUCUGCUCUCUUGGCUGCAAGAUCUCUGGAAUAUCCAAGAGUUUCGACAAGAAAAGAAAGGAUAGAGCAAACAAUCAUUCAGAUUCUGAUGAUUCGUAUAGCAGUACUCUCAACAAGAACGAGGACAUGAUUCAUAAUAGUUUCACGCCAUCAACGCCACCUCUAUCUGCUGUAAGUCGUCGACUUGCAAAACGAAGGAAGGGAAUACCGCACCGUGCUCCUUUCGGAGGACUAAUCAUAGAAUACUAAGCAAAUGGUAAUAUAUAGUCUUUAUGCCGAUAACAAUACUAGUAUAGUUUGCGGGGGUAUACAUAUAUGUAUGUGUGUAUAUAUGUCUAGAGCAAUGUACAUUGUGUGAAGUUAGGUAAAAGAAGUGGGAAAAGAUAAUAGAAUGAAGUAUGAAAAAAAUAGUUGUUCUUGGGCUCAAAUAUGUAAAAUGAAAAAAAGACAAUAGUAUUUAAAAGAAUGUGAUGUUAAGCAAAUGUGAAUGAAAUAAAGGCACUUUCACAUUCUAUGUACUUUCUUGUUUUUUGUUCUUAGUAUCUCAUUUAUUAGUUUCUUAAAAUAUGAUAUCAACAACUAU
Messenger RNA from Eruca vesicaria subsp. sativa (arugula), 1095 nucleotides. The record is from the annotation of a GenBank genome assembly. NCBI's taxonomy places the organism in Eukaryota, Viridiplantae, Streptophyta, Magnoliopsida, Brassicales, Brassicaceae.